AUGUCUAAAUUAUCCCGGCUCCACGAGCUGCUGAUUGUAAGACGAGCCGAUCAAGAUGGUGUCGCUCGCCCCGUGAACAUGCUCGACAAUGAUUCCAUCCGACCGACCUCACUGAAGGAUCGCACAUGGACGCAACUGACCUAUAUAAUGUUUUGGUUCUCGGCAACCGCAAAUGUCAGUAACUUAUAUACAGCCUCCACGGGUAUGGCCAUGGGGCUCACCAUGUGGGAAGCAAUUGGGUGUUCCUUUGGGGGGCAGAUCUUGGCCGGGUGCUUGAUGGCCCUCAACGGGCGGGGCGGGGCGAUGUAUCGCGUUCCGUUCCCGGUGCUUUGCCGCUCCAGCUUUGGGACUUGGGGGGCCUUGUGGCCUACGUUCAACCGCGCGGUGAUGUCGAUUGUAUGGAAUGGGGUCAAUUCGGUCCAAGGUGCCCAGUGCCUGUAUGUUUUUCUACAUGCCAUAUUCCCCUCGAUUGAAAAUAUCCCCGAUAAAAUGGGAUCGAAGUCGGCCCUCACAUCAGCGCAGAUGAUGUGCUUUUUUGUCUAUUGGCUCAUCAAUUGCGCAUUCCUGGUUGUACCAGUCCCAAAGAUGAAGUCGUUGGUGUAUGCCAAAGUUGCAGUCUACUUUGCUGCAGCUUUCGCUAUGGUUGGAUGGACAGUUUCCCUUGCUGGAGGCUCUUUGAAAUCACUCAAUGCUCCUUCAGCCAUCCAGGGCACCGAGAAGAGCUACCUCAUCUUUAAAUUCCUAUUCUUAGGACUUGCCAGUUGUGGAACUUUUAUUUCAAAUGCCGCCGAUCUUCAGCGUUAUGCGAGGAAGCCAAAUGAUGUUCUCAUCGGUCAAAUUAUCGGCUUUCCGUUAUCCAACUUCCUCAUUGCUAUCUUGGGGAAUCUCAUCGCAUCUGCCAGCAAAGCCAUCUUCGGAGAGCUCAUAUGGAGCCCGCUGGUCUUCCUGGACAAAUUGAUGGAAGGAGAGCGAUACACUUCCGGCAACCGAGCUGCCUGUGCCUUCAUUGCCUUGGCAUUUGUCUAUUCGACAGUCUUCUCGGCCAUUUUCGAAAACUCCAUUCCAGCUGGAAAUGACAUUGCAGCCCUGGUGCCAAAAUACAUUUCUAUCAAACGAGGGUUUUUCAUCUGCGCAGUUUUCUCAUACGCCAUCUGCCCAUGGUAUUUGCUGUCAUCGGCAUCCAUAUUCAUCACUUUCCUCUCCUCUUACCAGAUCUUCUUAUCCGCAAUCACUGGUAUUCUCAUCUGUGACUACUACCUCAUCCGCCGUGGCCUGCUCAAUGUCCCAGCACUGUACGUUUCAAAUCCAACUCCCUAUCGGUUCCUCGGCGGCUUCAACUCCCGCGCCUUCAUUGCAUACGUUGUCGCCAUCGCGCCAAACUUUUAUGGGUUCCUGCAUCAAAUGGGUGUCAAAGCACCCAAGGGAAUUGAGCGAUUCUAUUACAUUGCUUACCCUACUGGUUUGAUCAUUGGGUUUGUAGUCUACUAUCUGAGCUGUUUGGCUUCCAAUCCACCUGAUAUGCACAAGGGAUCUGGUUGGAUGGAGCCUAAGGACUACGUGGAAGAUAAUGAUUUGGUCGCAAAUCACGGUUUGUCCAUUGAUGCUAUAGAUGUGACACCGGGCCUUGCUGAGAAGGGAGACUUCUCAAUCACCGAGUCGUCUCCCGGGAAGAAAGGUUCUUUUUCAUGA
Molecule: messenger RNA, 1689 nt
Organism: Penicillium salamii
Lineage: Eukaryota; Fungi; Ascomycota; Eurotiomycetes; Eurotiales; Aspergillaceae
Source: the annotation of a GenBank genome assembly